This is a messenger RNA of Sorghum bicolor (sorghum), 2240 nucleotides long. Its product is annotated as sphingosine-1-phosphate lyase. Gene Ontology annotation, molecular function: sphinganine-1-phosphate aldolase activity; pyridoxal phosphate binding. NCBI's taxonomy places the organism in Eukaryota, Viridiplantae, Streptophyta, Magnoliopsida, Poales, Poaceae. The transcript is spliced from 15 exons. Bases 360 to 1961 code for a protein of 533 amino acids. Gene Ontology annotation, cellular component: endoplasmic reticulum. Gene Ontology annotation, biological process: carboxylic acid metabolic process; sphingolipid catabolic process. The record is from RefSeq and is a predicted model, not a curated record.
UCAGUUCAUUGAUCAUCGUGCCUUCCAACCUUCUGCUGCGUUGCUGAUUGUCCCCUUCCGAAUUCUUCGUCUUUGCCGGGCGGCGGGCGCGGCGCCUUGCCGGCGGCUGCAGCGGCAGCGGAGCGCAGCAACCCCCUCCGCGGCACCCCACCCCACUAUUCCUCCACGCCGUAUACAACAAUUCAACCCGGCCCGGCUCUCCUCUCCUCAGCUCGAUCGAUCGCAUCCGCCCCCCGCUACGCGACACCGCUCACCACCACCACACCGCGCUCGCCGCCACGAGGAGUCCCAUCCCAUCCAGCUCCCACCAGCAAACCAAUCCGAUCGAAUAGUCCGCGAGCGAAGCCGAAGCGAAGCCCAUGGAGGCGGCGGCGGAGAUGGCGCUGCGCCUCCGGGCGGCGGCCAACGACCGCCUGGCGGGCUACGAGCCGCUGGCCCUCGUCGCCGCGCCGCUCCUCGCGCUCCUCGUCGCGCGGACCCUCCACGCCGCCGCCAACGCCGUCGCCGACCGGGGCCUCGUCGCCAUCGCCAUCGCCGCCGUCAAGUUGCUGCCGGGAGUCUCCGGCUACAUCGCGGCGGAGAAGAAGAAGGUUGUUGACAAGAUGCAAUCCGGUGGGGCCAAGAACGAUCGGCGAGCUGACUUGCCAACUAUUGGCCUUGGCGAGCAAGUGAUAGAAGAGCUUGAAACACUGAAAGCCAAAGAUGUAGACUGGCAGGGAAAAUGCUCUGGCACAGUAUAUAUUGCUGGAAGUGAGUCUGAGGGCCAUUUUGAAUUGAUAAACAAGGCGGUAUCUAUGUUUUCACACACCAAUCCGCUCCAUCAAGAUGUAUUCAAGAGUGUGGCAAACAUGGAAGCUGAAGUAGUUGCAAUGACAGCUGCUUUACUUGGCAGCAAAGAAAAAUCAUCUGGUGGACAAAUUUGCGGCAACAUGACAUCAGGUGGAACUGAAAGCAUAUUAUUAGCAGUCAAAACAACACGUGACUAUAUGCGAUCAAAGAAAGGGAUUACAAAGCCUGAAAUUAUAAUGGCUGAAUCAGCACAUUCUGCGUACGACAAAGCUGCUGAAUACUUCAAUAUUAAAGUGCGGCGUGUACCUGUGAACAAAGAGUUUCUUGCAGAUGUGAAAGGAUUCAAACGAUGCAUAAAUGGAAACACUAUAAUGAUGAUUGGAUCUGCACCAGGAUUUCCACAUGGUUUAAUUGAUCCUAUUGAGGAACUUGGGGAACUGGCUUCACGCUAUGACAUUUGCUUGCAUAUUGAUUUAUGCCUUGGUGGCUUCGUACUGCCUUUUGCUCGUAAGCUUGGGUACCCUAUUCCUCCUUUUGAUUUUUCUGUCAAGGGUGUUACAUCAAUCUCAUCAGAUGUUCAUAAGUACGGAUUAGCACCAAAAGGCACAAGUAUUGUUCUGUACAGAAAUCAUGAAAUUAGAAAGCAUCAAUUUGUUGCUGUUACUGAGUGGACCGGUGGGCUUUAUGUUUCUCCCACUAUGGCUGGAAGCAGGCCAGGUGGAUUAAUUGCGGGAGCCUGGGCUGCUAUGAUGUCUCUCGGACUGAAUGGCUACUUGGACAAUACAAGGUGUGUCAUGGAAGUUUCGAAGAAAAUACAAAGAGGGAUUGGAGAAAUCCCAGGGUUGUUUGUGAUUGGGAAACCAGAUAUGACCAUUGUGGCGUUUGGCUCAGAUGUUGUCGACAUAUUUGAGGUGAACGACAUAAUGUCAUCAAAAGGUUGGCAUCUCAAUGCUCUGCAGAGACCUAACAGUUUGCACAUCUGUGUGACCCUUCAACACACGACUAUUUACGACCAAUUCCUGAAGGAUCUGCAAGAUUCUGUGGACACUGUGAAAGCAAACCCAGGCCCUAUUAGCGGCGGAAUGGCUCCUAUCUACGGCGCCGCAGGGAAGAUGCCAGACAGAGGCACGGUGAGGGAGCUGCUUGUGGAGUUCAUGGACAGCUCUUGCUGAACUGAUUAUGGCUUGUGAAAAACAGUCCCAGUGCUGUGAUUUGUUUGCCUAGGUAUACAAAGUUAUCAUAGGAAAGAGGGGAAAGUCAUUGAGGCGAUACAAACACAUGUAUUUCACAAUUACAAGAAGUGUAUCUGUAUGAUUGUAUAUCAAUAUCAGAGCAUGCAUAUGUAAUGUACCACCAAGCUUACAAAUGUAUCUGUUCCUAUAUACAACAUUUGUUACAUUUUAGGCGUACUCACCCUGUGAAUCAGGGGAUAAUAAUAAUAGAAUACAAAA